Messenger RNA from Durio zibethinus, 871 nucleotides. It is a transcript of the gene KNATM, whose product is annotated as KNOX meinox protein. Lineage: Eukaryota; Viridiplantae; Streptophyta; Magnoliopsida; Malvales; Malvaceae. Gene Ontology annotation, molecular function: DNA binding. Gene Ontology annotation, cellular component: nucleus. The record is from RefSeq and is a predicted model, not a curated record.
CUGAUGCCCAACUUAUGCAUGCAUUGGUCAUUCCAAAAAUAGGACUAUCUGUGCUUAAAUUUGUUUCCAGAUAGUACCACAGGGCACCUGGGCUCUCAAUUCUAAUUAAUAUAUAGCUUUACAAAUAUGGCAAAACUAAAAGAGUUGUGCUGCAAAGGAAUUGGAUAUGGAGGCCAAGAGGGACAUUACUGGAGAUCAUUACAAGGAAGAAGAAGAAGAUGAAGAAGAACUUCUCAAAACCAGAAUUUCUAGUCAUCCUUUGUAUCGGAGGCUCGUUGAGAAUCACCUCAACUGCUUAAAGGUUGGUGAGAUUGCCUAUAGCGGCAGAAAUAGCAAGUCAAAUCAAAGGAAAGCUGAUGACUACAAUAAUCCUUGUUCAAGCAUGCUAAACCAUUCAGAGUUAGACCUCUUCAUGGAAGCAUAUUGCUCGGCGCUCAGCAAGCUAAAGGAAGCCAUGGAAGAGCCACAGCAGGAAACAAUAGCUUUCAUCAACGGCAUGCAUUCACAACUGAGGGAGCUCGCAAGAACUAAUCCCCAAUCACCAGAUGUAUUUCUGGCAACAGAAAUGAAUAAUUCAAACUGGAGCAGGGACCAACAGAAAUGAGAGUCAAAUGUCAGGGAGUGCAGAAACCACCGUGCUUAAAGAAUUCCUCUAACAUCUAUAUGGAAAACAUUAUAACCUGCUAUGAUGUAAAAUUCUGGUACUAGAACUUCAGUUCUCUCUUUCCUUUCCUUUCCUUGAUGUUAUGUUGCAAUGGAAGAUACCUAAGUUUAUAUAUAUAUAUAUAUAUAUAUAUGUGUGUGUAUAUAUAUAUAUAUAUAUAACUAUAUAUAACUAUGCCGGUGGCAUUACAUUUUAUGCCUGCUGCUG